This is a messenger RNA of Sorghum bicolor (sorghum), 1853 nucleotides long. Its product is annotated as purine permease 3. The record is from RefSeq and is a predicted model, not a curated record. Bases 336 to 1475 code for a protein of 379 amino acids. Lineage: Eukaryota; Viridiplantae; Streptophyta; Magnoliopsida; Poales; Poaceae. Gene Ontology annotation, molecular function: purine nucleoside transmembrane transporter activity. Gene Ontology annotation, cellular component: membrane. The transcript is spliced from 2 exons.
AAACCUAUUACCAUACACCACUACAUGUGAUUCCUCGAAUCAAAUAUACUGACUCUCAAAAAGGAAAAGUACUCUAUAUAGUUAGUCCUGAUUUGCAACACUUCCAGAAGAGACUUAUCCAACCUGUGCUUUUCAAAAAAAUUCUAAGCACAUGUGCAUUGAGCAGACUCUCUGGAGACCCGGCCGGCGUCAUUGUUGCAUUCAAAAUGUAGCGGUAUACUGCUAGCUCCAAACCUACCACGAGGCAGUGGCACCACAUUUACCAUCUCUUGAUCUUGUGCAUAGACAGAGGCAUACUACGAUCGACUCGCCGUAGCACGACCCUAGCUAGGCAUAUGGACGUGGAAGCGAGCCAGCAUGGGUCUCCGCCCACAACCACAAGCAGCAAGACGAUGCAGCGCCUCUUGGUGGCGAUCAACUGCGUGAUGCUCGGGCUUGGCGUCACCGGCGGACAGAUCCUCAGCCGCCUCUACUUCAGCAAAGGUGGACACCGGCAAUGGCUCUCCGCAUGGCUCCAGACCGGCGCCUGGCCGCUGCUGCUCCCACCAGUGGUGGCUUCCUACGUCCGCCGCCGCCGUCAGCAAAGGCGCGACCGGAUCAGCACCACCCCAGCUGCCCUCCUGCUCACCCAGACCCAGCCGCGCAUACUGCUGUCCGCCGCGGGGAUCGGGCUCAUCACGGGCGUGAGCAACCUGCUCUACUGCUGGGGGCUCGAGUUCCUGCCCGUCUCCACCUCCGCGAUCCUCGUGUCGACGCAGCUCGCGUUCACGGUGCUCUUCGCGUUCCUCGUCGUGCGGCUGCGGCUGACGGCGGCGGCGGCGAACGCCGUGGCGCUGCUGACGGUCGGCGCCGCCGUGCUGGCGCUGCACGUCUCCUCCGACCGUCCGGCGGGCGUCACCAGGAGCCAGUACUGGCUGGGAUUCGCGCUCACCCUCGGCGCCGCCUUGCUGUACGGGCUCUUCCUGCCGCUGGUCGAGCUCACUUACAAGCUGUGGGAUGCUGCGGGUGGCUGCGGCGCCGUGACGACGACGACGUACGCGCUGGUGGUGGAGAUACAGCUGGUGAUUGGGUUCGUCGCCACCGCGUUCUGCACCGUCGGCAUGAUCGUCAACAAGGACUUCCAGGCGAUCCCUCGGGAGGCGAGGCAGUACGAGCUGGGUGAGGCCCGGUACUACACGGUGCUGGUGUGGUCGGCGGUGCUGUGGCAGUGCUUCUUCCUGGGCGCGGUGGGGGUCAUCUUCUGCGUGCACACGCUGCUGGCGGGGAUCCUCAUCGCCGUGUUCAUCCCGGUCACGGAGGUGGCCGCCGUCAUCUUCCUGCACGAGAAGUUCAGCAGCGAGAAAGGCGUGGCGCUGGUGCUCUCGCUCUGGGGCCUCGCCUCCUACUCCUACGGCGAGUGGAGCCAAGCCAGGAAGGCCAAGAAGAAGCGGGAGCACGCCGCCGCGGUGGAGGCCCAGCAGCCGGCGGCACCGUGAUCAUGCAUGCAUGCAUCUGUGCUCGCUGCUGUGGACGUGACGUACGUCGUCGAUCUUCCUUCUCCCUCGUUGUACUGUCUGUAUGUGUAGGUUGUGAUUUUAUGGCGGCGGCCGUGUGGAUAUAUGGCGUCCGUACGUCCUGAUGAGUCGUCAGUCGUGCUCUUCUGUUCAGUAGGCAUUUGGGCAGUAGCGUACUGCAUGGUGCAUGGAGGUACCGUGGCAGUACAACCACGUUUGAAUAGUUAUUAAUUAGCUACGUUUGGAGUUCGUGGCAAAUCGAUCCCAGGGAAUGAUCUGAUCUGAUUCUGAUCUGAACGAAUAUAAAAAAAAACAAAUGCUUGUUUCUGUGUAUAUUUCAAUACUAUUUGUGUUGCUACA